Molecule: messenger RNA, 4119 nt
Organism: Rotaria sp. Silwood2
Lineage: Eukaryota; Metazoa; Rotifera; Eurotatoria; Philodinida; Philodinidae
Source: the annotation of a GenBank genome assembly
AUGGGUGACUUUAACAACGAUACUUGGCCUGAUAUUGCUGUUGCUAAUUAUGCUGCUGACAAUAUAGCUAUAUAUUUUGGAUAUGGCAAUGGCACUGUGGCAAGUCCAGUCAAGUAUUCCACCGGUUCUGGCUCUGCUCCAUCCAUGAUCGCUGUUGGUGAUUUCGACAAUGAUCGUCGACUGGAUGUCGCUGUGGCAAAUUUUGGCACAAACAGCGUCGGUAUACUUCUUAGAUUUCAAAACGGGUCUUUUGAGAGUCAAACAGCUCUAUCAACUGCAUCAUCUCGUCCUGUGUGGAUUCAUGUAGCAGAUCUGAACAACGAUACAGCACUAGAUAUUGUCACCGUCGACUGCGGGACACACAGUGUAAGUACAUUUUAUGGAUAUGGAAAUGGAAGCUUUUCAAGACCAAGUACGUACUUCACGGGCUAUGAUUCUUUUCCGUUUGCAGUUGUUAGUGGUGAUUUCAACAAUGACAAGCAGAUGGAUCUUGCUAUAGCCAAUUAUGGUACAAACAAUGUCUGUAUACUGUUUGGAAAUGGUAACAGUACUUUCAUGAAUCAAAGCACUUUUUCAACUGGUCGUAACUCCCAUCCAUACUCACUUGCGGUUGGUUAUUUAAACGAAGAUGCCAUGCUAGAUAUCGUUGUCACUUGUAAUGGAAAUAACAGUGUAGUUGUAUACCUGGGCCACGGCAAUGGCACUUUUAUGAGCGAAAUCACAUAUUCAAUGGGCAGUGCUUCCCCAUAUUCUAUUGGAAUUGGUGACUUCAACAAUGACAAUCGAAUGGAUUUAGUAGUCACGAAUAAAGGCACCGACAAUAUAGCUCUACUUGUCGGAUAUGGUAGCGGUACCUUUGCAAGUCCAAAAAUGUAUUCAACUGGAUCUUCUUCGUCCAUUUCGAUCACCAUAGGUGAUUUAAACAGAGAUGAUCGUUUAGACAUUGUCGUUAUCAACAAUGAUACGAGUACCAUAGGUAUCAUGCUUGGCUACGAUGAGUUAUUUCCGAUUCAAGCGACAUAUUCGACUGGCUUUGCACCAUACUCUGUAGCUGUGGGUGAUUUUAACAACGACAUCCAUCUGGAUAUCGUUGUUGCUAAUAGGGAUGACGACACUGUAAGUGUUCUUCUGGGACAUGGAAAUGGAUCUUUUGCAAAUCAAAUAACAUAUUCAACUGGCUCUUACCCACAGUCUGUAGCUGUUGGUGAUUUUAACAACGACAUCCAUCUGGAUAUCGUUGUUGCUAAUAGGAAAGACGGCACUGUAGGUGUGCUUCUCGGAUAUGGAAAUGGCUCUUUUGCAAAUCAAAUGACAUAUUCAACUGGCUCUUACCCACAAUCUGUAGCUGUUGGUGAUUUUAACAACGACGUCCAUCUGGAUAUCGUCGUCGCUAAUUACGGUGACACCACUGUAAGUGUCCUUCUCGGAUAUGGCAAUGGCUCUUUUGCAAAUCCAAUGACAUAUAAGACUGGCACUGCGCCAAGAUCUGUAACUGUUGGUGAUUUUAGCAACGACACCCUAUUGGAUAUUAUCGUUGCUAAUUGGGGUGACAGCACUGUAAGUGUCCUUCUCGGAUAUGGCAAUGGCUCUUUUGCAAAUCAAAUGACAUAUUCAACUGGCUUUUCACCAUACUCUGUAGCGAUUGGUGAUUUUAACAACGACACCCAUCUGGAUAUCGUUGUUGCUAACAGUGGUAACGACACUGUAAGUGUCCUUCUCGGAUAUGGUGAUGGCUCUUUUGCAAAUCAAACUACAUAUUCAACUGACUCUGCGCCAACAUCUGUAGCUGUUGGUAAUUUUAACAACGACACCCUAUUGGAUAUUAUCGCUACUAAUUUGGGUGACAACACUGUAAGUGCUCUUCUCGGACAUGGAAAUGGAUCUUUUGCACAUCAAACGACAUAUUCAACUGGCUCUGGCCCACUAUCUGUAGCUGUUGGCGACUUUAAUAACGACACUCGACUGGAUCUCGUCGUCGCGAAUCUUAAUGACCGCACUGUGAGUAUACUACUUCGGUAUGACAGAGGAGCUCUGAAAGACAAAAUCACGUUUGCAUCUGGCGAUGGUUCUCGUUUGCGAAGCUUUGCCAUUUAUGAUUUCAAUAAUGACAGCCUAUUGGAUAUCGCCGUUGUUAAUUAUGGUAGUAAUAGCAUAGGUGUCCUUCUCGGACAUGGGAAUGGCACUUUUGAAAAUCAAAUGGUGCUCUCAACGGGCUUAAAUUCUCAUCCUUACUCAAUCGCUAUCCAAGAUUUCAAUAAAGAUGGUCAGGUGGAUAUCGCAGUAGCCAAUUAUGGUACUAACAAUCUUGUUACAUUUCUGGGAAGUGAGAACGGAACAUUUGAAAGUCAAGGAAGUUACGGUGUAGAUUUUGAUUUCGCUCCAUUGGCGAUUGGUGUCGGUAGUUUUAACAAAGAUAAACGUUCAGAAAUUUUUGUCGCCUAUGAUGGUAUCGAUCAUGUCGAUGUACUUGUUACACACAAUAUUGGAUCUUUCCGUCCUCAAAUGAAAUAUUCAACUGGCAUUUUCCCAAACUCUGUAGCUGUUGGUGAUUUCAAUAACGACAUCUAUCUGGACAUCGUUGUCACUAAUCGUCGUGACAACACUAUAAGUAUCCUUCUCGGAUAUGGAAAUGGCUCUUUUGCAGAUCAAACAACAUAUUCAACUGGCUCUUCACCAUACUCUGUAGCUGUUGGCGAUUUUAACAACGACGUCCAUCUGGAUAUCGUCGUCGCUAAUUACGGUGACAACACUAUAAGUGUGCUUCUCGGAUAUGGCAAUGGCUCCUUUAAUGAUCAAACAACAUGUUCAACUGGCACUGGGCCAAUCUCUGUAGCUGUUGGCGACUUUAACAGCGACACUCGACUGGAUAUCGUCGUUGCCAAUCGUUUGAACAACACUAUCAGUAUACUUCUCGGAUAUGGAAAUGGCUCUUUUGCAAAUCAAAUGACAUAUUCAACUGGCUCUUACCCACCGUCUGUAGUUGUUGGUGAUUUUAACAGCGAUACCCGACUGGAUAUCGUCGUUGCCAAUCUUGGGAACAACACUAUCAGUAUACUUCUCGGACAUGGAAAUGGUUCUUUUGCAAAUCAAAGGAAAUAUUCAACUGGCUCUCGACCAAUCUCUGUAGCUGUUGGUGAUUUUAACAGCGACACCCUAUUGGAUAUCAUCGCCGCUAAUUAUGGUGACAACACUGUAAGUGUACUUCUCGGAUAUGGCGAUGGCUUUUUUGCAGAUCAAACGAUCUAUUCAACUGGCUCUGGCCCACAAUCUGUAGCUGUUGGUGAUUUUAACAACGACACCCGACUGGAUAUUGUCGUCGCUAAUUGGAAUGGCAACAAUAUAAGUGUGCUUCUUGGAUAUGGCAAUGGCGUUUUUGUAAAUCAAACGACCUAUUCAAGUGGUUUGAGUCCUGCAUCUGUCGCUGUGGGUGAUUUUAAUAAUGACACCGGACUGGAUAUCAUCGUCGCUAAUGUGAAUGAGGAAAUUGUUAGUGUAUAUCUCGGAUAUCCCAAUGAAGGUUUUCUAAGCCAAAUGAAGCUCAUAACUGGCAAUGCAUCUCAACCUAAAUCAUUCGCCAUGGGAGAUUUUAACAAUGAUGGUCAUAUAGAUGUUGCAGUUGCAAAUUCAGGCAGUAAAAACGUCGGUAUUUUUCUUAGAUAUGGCAAUGGUUCUUUCGGAAAUCAAGUGGCAUACUUAACUGAUUCUUCUCCAUGGUCGGUAGCCAUUGGUGAUUUCAACAACGAUACUAUACUUGAUAUCGUCGUCGCGAAUCAUGACAAUGACAAUGUUGGUAUAUUUCUUGGAUGGGGUCAUGGUUCGUUUUCAAGUCAAAAAACGUUUACAACCGGUUUUAAGUCUCAACCGAACGCGGUUGCUGUUGUGGAUCUCAACAAUGAUACCUUGCUAGACAUUAUUGUCUCCAAUUAUGGCACAAACAAUGUAGGUGUGUUGCUUGGAUAUGGUAAUGGCUCUUUUGCAGGUGUAAAGAUUGUUUCGAUCGGUUAUGGAUCUCUUCCGUUCUCGGUUUCUGUUGGCGAUUUGAACAAUGACGGCAAGUUGGAUUUCGUCGUGGCCAACGAAGGUGCCGACAAUCUAAAAGUUUUCUUACAGACAUGUUAG